Messenger RNA from Vanderwaltozyma polyspora DSM 70294, 363 nucleotides. Its product is annotated as ribosomal eL24 family protein. The transcript has a single exon. The coding region runs from base 1 to 363 and encodes 120 amino acids. Gene Ontology annotation, cellular component: nucleolus. The record is from RefSeq and is a predicted model, not a curated record. NCBI's taxonomy places the organism in Eukaryota, Fungi, Ascomycota, Saccharomycetes, Saccharomycetales, Saccharomycetaceae. Gene Ontology annotation, biological process: ribosomal large subunit biogenesis.
AUGAGAAUUUAUCAAUGUCAUUUCUGUUCCUCUCCAGUUUAUCCUGGUCAUGGUAUUAUGUUUGUUAGAAACGAUGCUAAAGAAUUCAGAUUUUGUCGUUCUAAGGGUCAUAAAAACUUCAAACAACGUCGUAACCCACGUAAAUUAAGAUGGACUAAAACUUUCAAAAAAUCUGCUGGUAAAAAAUGGGCAGUUGAUUCUACAUUGAACCUUUGCACAAAAAGAAAUGUCCCUGGAAAGUAUAACAAAAAUUUGGUUCCCACUACCUUGAAGGCAAUGUCCGAAAUAGAGGAAUUUUGCCCGAUACUGGGAAAAACCCUUCUUAUAAACAAAAUGGAAGGUAAUAAAAAAGGAAACUUCUGA